Molecule: messenger RNA, 1461 nt
Organism: Fomitiporia mediterranea MF3/22
Lineage: Eukaryota; Fungi; Basidiomycota; Agaricomycetes; Hymenochaetales; Hymenochaetaceae
Product: FAD/NAD-binding domain-containing protein
Exons: 11
Coding region: 1-1461 (486 amino acids)
Molecular function (GO): oxidoreductase activity
Source: RefSeq, a predicted model, not a curated record
AUGAGAGUCGCAGUCGUCGGCUCUGGAGUAUCUGGCCUCGGUGCAGCUUGGCUGCUAAAUGAACAUAGUGCCCAUGACGUUCACGUCUAUGAAGCGGACAGUCGUCCCGGAGGCCAUGCUAAUACGGUAGACUAUACCCUUCCUGGAAAGGAAAACUCCAUACCUGUCGACACUGGUUUCAUUGUUUUAAACCCAGUGACAUACCCAAACUUCCUACGCUUCCUAAAACUCAAGAACAUCCCUGUCCUACCCACGGAAAUGACCUUCAGCGUCUCACGCGACAUGGGACAAUUCGAAUGGGCGGGAGACAACCUCUUCGCUGUCUUCUGCCAACCGUCUAGACUUCUCGACCCAAACAUGUGGAGUCUUAUAUAUGACGUUCUGAGGUUCAAUGCUUGCUCAAGAAAGAUUCUCCUGGAGAAAGGUCCAGACAAGGAUAUUUCUAUUGGAAAAUAUUUGGAUAUGAAUGGAUAUUCGAGUUCAUUUCGAGACAAUUAUCUUAUUCCGAUGACUGCUGCUGUAUGGAGCACAUCGCCAGAUAAAUGUAGUCUGGACUUUCCAGCUCGGACAUUAAUUCAAUUCCUGCACAACCACCACUUACUCCAAAUCACAGGCAAACCUUCUUGGUUGACGAUCCCUGGUGGAAGUAAAGUCUACGUCGAAGCGAUCACUCGCAACCUCAAAAAAGGUCACCUACACCUCUCGUCACCAGUGUGCUCCGUCAAAUCCCUUCCGUUGGGUAAACUCGAGUUACAAACCUCGACUGGCGAAGUUGAGCUCUUCGAUCACGUCAUAUUCACCUGUCAUUCGGAUACUGCUUUGGAAAUCUUGAAAGCAGGAAACGUCACUCCCGAAGAAGAGCAUAUCCUAAGUAUGUUUAGGUGGAACAGGAAUGAAGCUGUUUUGCAUUCGGAUACACGGUUAAUGCCGAAGAGUCGCCUCGCAUGGUCAUGCUGGAACUACCUAUCUUCUUCCGCAAUCGAUGAGCAGGGGAACUUCAAAGCCAACAUCGAUCGCGUAUCUCUGACAUACUGGAUGAACGCUCUGCAACACAUCCCCCAAUCACACGGUCCCAUCCUCGUAACCCUCAACCCUCCCUUCCCUCCCAAUCCAUCAACAAUCCAAGGCACCUAUACCUACUCCCACCCAAUCCUCUCCUCCAAAUCUCUCACCGCCCAAUCUCUCAUUCAUAAAAUCCAAAACACUCGCGGGAUAUCUUACGCGGGCGCGUACCUCCGAUACGGGUUCCACGAAGACGGGUUCACUUCCGGGUUACGUGCCGCUUCGAAAUACCUUGGAGAUGUGAGGCUGCCGUUUGAGAUUAGGGACCCUGAUAGAGAUAUUAAGUACAUUUGGCUUUCUGUGUUUUUCGAGAUGAUUGAAGGGAGUGGGGUGAGGGGAGUUCUAGGAUAUAGCGUCGUCUAUAGAUUUGACACUAAAAAUAUACUAUGCAGUGAAUGA